AUUUUAUCUGUGGCAUACACUCACUCAUCCAUCAUCUUUUCUUUGAAUAGAAUAGAAUUUAUAAAAUAAAAAAUGGGCGAAGUUGUGAUAGAUUGUACUUGUUGCAAUCAGUUAUGAGUGUAUUUAAAGUAUGCAGUGAUAUAUGCUACUAAGUUUUACCUUUCAUAUAUUGAAUCAUUUAAGGAUUAGUGUUAUGAUAAGUCAAUAGGUAGUCUUCUUUAUGUUUGUGAUUGUAUUACAUACCUUGAUAAUGAUUUGUUAACGCUAAUGUGGUAUGGCACUUGUUACAAUUCGUCGUUCUCCGAGUGUGCAAACACCUAGGAAAACGGAUGAGACCGAGAAGGCAAGUGAUAAUAUUGAAGACGAUGUUGGGAACCGCAUCAGCAAGAGUCUCAAUGAGUGCUACUUCGCGAAUAAGGGCGCAGCAGUGGUGCUGGGAAGUGCAGAGCGUGGCUGUACGAACCCGUGGCGGUCGCCAGCGCGCGCGUUCCCUCAGCCCGACAUACAACAUCACCUGCAGUCCAUGUUCUACUUGCUGCGCCCCGAAGAAACGCUCAAAAUGGCGGUGAAACUGGAGAGCGCUCACGCAGGUCGCACCAGAUACCUGGUAGUGGUAUGCCGCAGCAACGAGGCGGCGUUGCUCGGCAUCGAUUGCAAUGAGCGCACCUCUGUCGGACUUGUGCUGCGCGUACUUGCUGAUACCUCUAUUAAAUUGGAUGGCGAUGGAGGAUUCAGUGUAUGUGUGUGCAAUCAACAACACAUAUUCAAGCCGGUAUCGGUACAGGCCAUGUGGUCGGCGUUACAGACUCUCCAUCGUGCGAGUGCACAGGCCCGGGAGAUGAACCACUUCGCGGGCGGUACGUCGCACUCGUGGUGUUCCUUCUAUGAGAGCCACGUGGACUCGGACCGCUCUUGUCUCAACGAGUGGCACGCCAUGGACUGCAUCGAGUCCCGCCGCCCGCCUUCCCCUGAUUCACUCAGACUCAAGCCUCGAGAAAGGGACGAGACUGAACGUGUGAUACGCUGUACACUAAAAGAGAUCAUGAUGAGCGUGGAUUUGGAUGAAGUGACAAGCAAAGCCAUCCGAGGGCGCCUCGAGGAGGAACUAGACAUGGACCUUGCUGAGUACAAGUCUUUCAUCGACCAAGAGAUGCUCACUAUACUGGGACAGAUGGACGCACCCACUGAGAUCUUUGAUCAUGUCUAUCUCGGCUCCGAAUGGAACGCCAGCAAUCUAGAAGAGUUACAACGCAAUGGGGUGAGGCACAUUUUGAAUGUAACGAGAGAGAUCGAUAAUUUUUUCCCCGGUAUGUUCGACUAUCUAAACAUUAGAGUUUAUGAUGAUGAGAAGACUGACCUUUUAAAACACUGGGAUAACACAUACAAAUAUAUAAACAAAGCAAAGAAUGAAGGUUCGAAGGUUCUUGUUCACUGCAAAAUGGGAAUUAGUCGAUCAGCAUCUGUGGUGAUUGCAUACGCCAUGAAGGCAUUCAAUUGGAAUUUCGAGAAAGCUCUGAAACAUGUCAAAGCCAAGAGGAAUUGCAUUAAACCGAAUACGAAUUUUUUAAACCAACUUGAGACCUACCAAGGCAUACUCGAUGCGAUGAAGAACAAGGAAAAGUUACAGCGUUCGAAAUCAGAGACAAACCUGAAAUCUCCCAAGAAUAUUUCCAAAACGGAGAGCAAAGUGAUGGAGCCCACGCCGCUGGUGCUGGCGCUGACGGGCUCGUACUCGGGCCGGCCGCGCUCCUGGUCGCCCGACACCAAGGCCGCCGCUGAACUGCUCCCCCCGCCGCAGCCCACCUCCGUCUCGCUGGAGAACUUGCCCUUCGAAACUCGUCAUAUGCUCAUGCCAUGUGCUAAUGGGAGUUAUAGUGUCUCACCUAAUCAGAUAAUGAGGCUAAAAGAAGAGGGAGCACCGUCAGUCAAACAUAUAGUAAAUGAAAUAGAGAAUGCUGCGUCGAGCGAUCGAAAAGAUUUUAGUAAAAGAUAUCAAAGGUUAAAUUUUGGUACUCAAAAUGAGUCUCAAAAUAGUAAAACGCUCGAAGCUCCCGCUGCCUUGAUAAAUCAAGCAGAGACACCGAACAAACCACCGCAAGCCUCGCCUUCUAAAAAUCUAAGUCACAAAUAUGCACAGUCAAACUUCGAAGUGGAUAAAAUACACACUUGGGAUCCUGGGGAGGCCUCGUGGCCGAAAGGUGAUGAGAACAGAACACUUAGCAAUAGUGAUAAUAUAGUGAAAAGUGACAGUGGAAUUAUAGACGUGAAGACCAAUAAAGUGACAACUAGUGACACUCUUGCAAAUUCUGUAGAACGUUCAAAUUUAGAUAGCGACGAUAGGAGAGCCGUCGACGACGACGCACCACCGCCGAGCAGGCAGAGCUCGUGGAGCUCGUUCGAUAGUGCAGUAGUGUUGGACCUCUCGCGACACUCCUCGUGGGGCUCCUACGAUACCAGGGCUCCUAAGCCCCAGGUGCCGCGGGACGAGCCUAAGCGGCCCAAGGAACGCAACGACGAGCGAGCUCGCAAGGAUGACAGCGACAAGAUUGCUGAGCCCGGACUCGCUCCGCAGAAGUCCGACCUCGGCAUCAUCAGCGAGCACAACGAGGCACGCAGUAGCGGGCGGCGCGCUGACAACGUGCGGAAGUUUAAUGAAACCUGUGCCAUACUCAAGGAGCUCGCCUCCGCCGCCGCGCGCAUGGAACGCGCCCGCGACCGCGGCGCGUCCACCUGGAGCGGUCGCCUCUCCGCGCCCGACACCUGGCUGCGUGCCGGCCUACGCCGGCGCCGCGCCACCUGCGCCUCGCACGGGGACCUGCCCCGCGCUGCCCCCGCUGCGCCCGAGCCCGCCGAGCCUGCCGCGGGCCUAGUUAGCAACCUCAAAAAGGAGUUUGAGGCACGUUCUGAGACCGACACGCUUCGUCGCGUUGACUCACGUCGCUCCACUCCCUCUGAGGGUCGUGAUCGGCCGCCCGCAUCGCCACCCUCAGGCGAAGACCUGUCAGUGAAGGUGUUGGUGAACCGCUACGAUCGGCCAGGUCGGGCGCGCUGCGAGUCGAGCUGCGAGACGAGGCGCAGUCGCGCUUCCGAGUCGUUAUCGAAGAAGUGUAAGCUGGCGGCGGACGGAGAGGCCCGCGCGCGGUCCGCGCUGCGGAAUUCGUUCUGCGGUGCGGUGCGGGGGGCGGCGGAGCGACCUCCUCCCGCCCCCACGGUCGUGUCGCUGGCUCCUCUCGACUACAGCGAAGUGGUGGUAUCAACUGUGAUGUCGAAAGCUCAAACUAAAAAACAAUUGCAACAUGGGAAGACCCAUCCGUUGACGAGGCUCAACUUGAAUCGGUCGAAUAAUAGAUGUUCAAAUCCUGUAUAUAAUACUAUGUAGAAGUAUUUAUGUUUUUUAUUUAUUAUGAAUUCUUGCCAAACUCGAUAUUUUAUCUUUCUAGAGUUUUAUAUACUAUAUUUACAAAAUGAAAUCACAGUGUAUUUGUCUAUCACUUAAAAUUGUAUAAACGGCUGUUUGUGAGUAGAGAAAUGUUAAAAAGGAGAAUAAAUUCAAUACAACUGAUGUACAACUUUUACGUCCGCGUUUAUUGUGCGAGACCUUUCCCAACUAUGCAGAAUAGAAAAAGCAAAAACAAAAUAAUGAAACAUGUAAAGAUUUUUAAUUAAUAUUUCACAAUAAAGACAAAAUCAACAAGAUUACAUGCUCAAAUAAUAAUAUGCACUUAGCAAUAAUGUGUUCAAGAAAUAUUCCACACGUUUAUUUUCAUAAUCUUGGAGUAAGGUUUAGCUUACAUAACAUCCUGAAGCAUCUGGCAGCUGGUCAACCAAAGUCUACGGUCUGUAAUCUUUUCCCAGUAACAAACGAAACACGAGGUACAUUUGGUAUUUCGCUUAUUUUUUUGUAGGUCUCUGUAACUUUACUUGGUUUUCUUCUAAUUGUACCGAAAUCAAAAGCGUAAAUGCCGCCUUGAUUAUUUCUUAUGCAACAUU
This is a messenger RNA of Spodoptera exigua (beet armyworm), 3990 nucleotides long. The record is from the annotation of a GenBank genome assembly. Lineage: Eukaryota; Metazoa; Arthropoda; Insecta; Lepidoptera; Noctuidae.